This is a messenger RNA of Cyprinodon variegatus (sheepshead minnow), 1246 nucleotides long. RefSeq names its product solute carrier family 35 (UDP-N-acetylglucosamine (UDP-GlcNAc) transporter), member A3 (gene slc35a3a). Lineage: Eukaryota; Metazoa; Chordata; Actinopteri; Cyprinodontiformes; Cyprinodontidae. The record is from RefSeq and is a predicted model, not a curated record. The coding region runs from base 305 to 1246 and encodes 313 amino acids. Gene Ontology annotation, cellular component: Golgi membrane. Gene Ontology annotation, molecular function: UDP-galactose transmembrane transporter activity. Gene Ontology annotation, biological process: pyrimidine nucleotide-sugar transmembrane transport. The transcript is spliced from 8 exons.
GAUGUGAACAAGGAAGUGAUCCAGGACCUUCGGAGGCAUGAGAUAGAUUCCUUCUCCGGAGUUGUUAUCUUUUGUUUGCAUAUGUUAAUCUCAAACUGUAGUUGAAAGGUUAUGGCUGUAAGAGUCCUUAGAAUCAGUACGGAAAGCCGGAUGGACAUACGGCGUUAAGGUGACGGGUGGUUGAGGAGUUGCUGUUUUGACAGCUGGGUUUUAAUCCACUGUCCAAGCUACAGAGGGGUCCGCUGGAUCCUGAGAGGAACCUGCGGGGCUGUUUUCAGACAAAAGGUUCCACCGCCUGGCAGCCAUGGCUUCAGCCCGGCUGAAGUACCUCUCCCUGGGCGUGCUGGUGUUCCAGACCACCUCUCUGGUGCUCACCAUGCGGUACUCCCGCACCCUGCAGGCCGAGGGCCCGCGGUACCUGGCCUCUUCAGCCGUGGUGGUGGCUGAGGUCAUGAAGAUCCUGACCUGCGUGCUGCUGGUUUUCAAAUGUCCAGGUUACAGUAUGCGAGCUCUGAACAGCAUCUUACGUCAGGAAAUCCUCCAUAAACCCAUAGAGACGCUGAAGCUGGCCAUCCCCUCUGGGAUCUACACACUGCAGAACAACCUGCUGUACGUUGCACUGUCCAACCUGGACGCUGCGACCUACCAGGUGACGUAUCAGCUGAAGAUCUUGACCACAGCCCUAUUCUCUGUGUCCAUGCUGGGCCGCAGGCUGGGGGUCUACCAGUGGCUCUCCCUGCUGAUCCUAAUGGCUGGAGUGGCUCUCGUGCAGUGGCCCUCUGACUCCACGGCGGCCCCAGAGAAGGAGGCCCACUCUGCAGGCUCCCAGUUCGUCGGGGUCACAGCAGUUCUGGUGGCGUGCUGCUCUAGCGGCUUUGCAGGGGUCUACUUUGAGAAGAUCCUGAAGGAGAGCAAACAGAGCGUGUGGGUCCGCAACAUCCAGCUCGGGAUGUUUGGCCUGGUGUUUGGUCUUUUCGGGAUGCUAGCUUAUGAUGGAGAGAGGGUCAGGGAGUCGGGGAUGUUUCAGGGAUACAACACAGUCACCUGGACCGUCGUAGCCCUGCAGGCGCUGGGUGGUCUGGUCAUAGCAGCUGUCAUUAAAUAUGCAGACAACAUCCUGAAAGGCUUUGCUACAUCACUCUCCAUCAUCCUGUCCACUCUUAUAUCCUACUUCUUGCUGCAGGACUUUGACCCCUCAAGAUGGAGCAGCACGUUUGGCUCAGAGUCUUUGCUGCUUUACACCUGA